Messenger RNA from Durusdinium trenchii, 270 nucleotides. The record is from the annotation of a GenBank genome assembly. NCBI's taxonomy places the organism in Eukaryota, Dinophyceae, Suessiales, Symbiodiniaceae.
AUGCUUAGUUGGAGAUCAGAUUCAGGCUGCAGUGGGUUCGUGGAGCCAGAGAUUGGAUGCACCUGCAUAGAACUGUUGUGCACGGAAGGGUUUUUGUCGGACCCUGACGUCCCUGGGUGCAAACGUUUGGCGUGCACCAAGAUCCCAGAGACAUUCAUGACUGAGAAGUACAAAGAACUUCCAAGUCUUCCAGGAACGCAGUUCAUUCCUUGCUUCUCUGUCGGCUAUGUGAAGGGCUGGAAACGUGCAGUGAUUGCGUUCAACAUGUAG